AUGCACUCGGAAUUGAAAGCCUAUGCUGUUCUUGUUGCUUUUACCCUCCUUGGAGAGCUUGGUCCCUUUCGAGGCGCGUACAGCUCCGUCGAGGACGAAGUAGCGGCAUCGCAUUCCCUCCAAGAGGUUCUUGAUUUCCCAACUGUAUCAUAUUAUGACUCACUCGUAGGAGAGCCUUUAACGGGAGGGCACCACCGUGGUAUCGUUGAUAUGUUUUCCGGUAGCUCCACUGAGUGCUUCAACGGAGGUGUGCCCCCGACGAAUGGGGAUUCGAACUGCACCUGUCCCGCGCGAAGCAAAUUUUCAGGUCUUAAGUGUGAGAUGUGCCAGACAGAUGGUUCGUGUGAUUCCAUCGCAGGUCCGCAAAGUGUGUGCGAGAGGAGGCUAGCAAUUUGGGGAUCAAACAAGCAGUUCGAGUGCUCAUUUAACACGCCAUUCUUCAUUAAGCAAAUGGGUGGCGGCCGCGAUGUCGAGGCCCUCGUGACUCUCAAUUGCUCAACACCCGAUGGCACCGCCUUUCAUGAGAGUAACUCCGGUACCUGCGAGAUGACAUUGUUCCGGGUGGAACCAAAGCACGAAUAUGUAGAUCCAUUUUUUAGUUGUUCGGUGGAACAGUGCACGAUGCACCUCGAGGAAAUCAAAACGAACAAGGCAAAUAAAACACCAACCAACUCAAACAUCAUCUCGAAGGCGGGCCUCAUUGCAUGGCGGGUGCUCAUUGUCGCAUUGUGCCUGCUACUGGCGAUGCUGCAGUGCGUUUCACCCAAGGUGGGUCGCGGACGAACGGCGAAGCUUUUGUAUGUGCUAGCUUGCCUGUUGGUAGCGGUGACAUUACUUUUUAUACUCGUGAUGGUUCUCAACAUGCAUCAGGGGACACCGGAACUCAAUGCCGUGUACGAGUGUAAUAAAACACAUUGCGACUGCUCGGAGGAUCCACCGAAGGAGUAUGGACCAUUUUGCUCAGGAACGGUUAUGAAAAAAUUUAUACUUCCGCAGAUCAAAAACUCUAUCAAGAUAGUUUGUAACUUGCAGGAUAAGACGUGCAGGCUGACGCUAAAGGACGUUAAAAUCAUUAUUGACUUAAACUGCACAGCCAGUGAGUGCACAAAUAAAAGGAAGUUUCCCAACGGACCGUCGCUGCCGGUACCGGCAGAUGAUAAGGCACAACGGGCACUACUCACUUUCAUUGCCCUCGGUUUUUUGGUGUUGUUGGUGCUGUUUGGUUUGCAUGUUUUGUGGGUCCUUAGGAGGACGCAGAAAAGAAAGGCCGAAUUCGUUGAUAGGUUUGGACUCCCAGAGUUGUGGACUCAAGAAGGAGAAGAAGGUGUGCCAGAAACGCGUUGCAACGGCCAGGGGUGGGGGGUUGCAACGCAACGGCAGCGGCGGCACGAGGGAGGUGCAGGGGGCUUGACUACAGCACGAAGCGCAAUGUCCAUCGGCGAAGCCGGUGGAUCAGCGCAGAGAAGUUGUAGUGGUGAUAUGCCCAGCUUAAGUGAAUCCGAGAGGCACUUCACCAGCAACACUAACCGACAUGACAAGAAGGAUUUCAUCCGUGGGGUGACAAAGUCUCCCCUCAAACUACAACUGACUGAUUUGGACUACAAGCUUGAGUCCUCUUGCUUUUCCAGCAACAAUAACGAUGCAUCACAACAUAUACUGCAGCAAGUAAACUUCUCUGUGAGGUCAGGAGAUGUGCUUGCAAUCAUUGGCCCCUCAGGAGCUGGGAAAACGAGCUUGCUAGACCUUCUGUCGGCACGGAGGAAGCAAGGACGUGUCUUUGGAGAGAUGACAAUAAACAACACCCCGCUAGUCGGUGCCUCCAAUGAGGUUACGGAACAGUAUCGUAACAUCAUUGGUUACGUCUCCCAGGAAGAUACGCUGAUUCCAGCCCUGACAGUAUACGAAACCAUCAAGUACGCCGCCCGGUUGAAGCUACCUCAGGCGUUCUCCAGCGAAAGUAUCAACGGGAUUGUAGACCGUAUGAUUGAAGCGUUGAGAUUGACUCGUUGUAAGGACACAGUCAUUGGUGAUGGAACCAAGCUGCGUGGUGUUAGCGGAGGAGAGAAGCGGCGAGUCUCAAUUGCCGUAGAGCUAUUAGCCAACCCGCGUAUCCUCUUCCUUGACGAACCAACAAGCGGUCUUGAUGCUGUCAGCGCCAAACAUGUCAUCGAUGCUGUCGUUCAGCUUGCAAAGGAGUCACCUAUGCGGGCAUACGCACCGCAUUACUUCGCGUUCAGGCCCAUUGUCAUUUUCAGUAUACAUCAACCUUCACAGGAAAUUUACGAGCUCUGUGAUAAAAUUUUGCUUCUUUCACGCGGUAUGAGUAUCUAUUGUGGUCCCGCCAGCUGUGCUGCGGAGACACUUGAGGCACGCGUCCAACGGGUGAUGGGAGGCGUCCAGACAAUCCCACGCCUUGCCGACAACCCGAACCACGCAGAGUAUCUGAUGAAGCUCGAGGAAAUUGUCGACGAUGUGGCACGCGUGGAACUUCAGAGGGAGAACACGGCACAGAUGCUUUCAAGAGACGAGACAUCAUCAGGAAUGCGUCACGAAGAGCAAGCCAUAAUCAGAGGGGACAUCAUCCUCAAGACAACUUUUGGCUUCCGCAGGUAUUAUGCGAAUGUGUACCAGCAAGUUGGGCUGCUAACGUCGCGUGCAGCUCGUUCUCUGCUUACCUCUUCUCAUCUGAUUGUCUGCCACGCUGCAGUUACGGCAUCGGUCAGCACCCUCAUGAUGAUCUUAUAUCACGAGGAGGGGCUGGAUCUCCCAGGAGCCCUUAACCGUGCGGGGUCCGUCACGUUUCUUCUGUUGGUUGUUUCAUUUGCAUCACUAAGCUGCCUUGAGCAUCUGGUCACAGAGCGGAAGCUGUUCGCAGUGGAGCGCGAAAACGGGUAUUACACCACUCUGCCGUAUCUCCUGUCGAAGAUAAUUGUCGACAUCAUACCGCUCCGAGUUCUACCGACGUUGGUGAUGGCAGCGCUCAUCUAUGUGCCCAUGGGGCUUCGGGGGGACAGUGGCAUACACUUAUUCUGGUUCAUCAUCAUUGUGGCACUGUUUUCAGUCUGCAUUACACUGAUUGUAAUGUGUGUGGGAGUUGUUACUGGUUCAUUUGGUUCCGCUGCCCUUUUGAGCAGCGUCGUCAUCCUAUGGAACUUCGUUUUUGGGGGUUUGCUCGUGCAAUCAACAACAGUCCCCGCGGCACUUCGACCGUUCCAGGCAGCCUCGCCUUUCUUUCUUGCCUUUGAAUCUCUAUUGGUGAAUGAACUUGAUGGGCAGGAUUGUACCUUCGCUCCGACAGACGCAACGGGAAAGCCAUCGUCGACAAAUGUACCAAUUUUAUGUGUGCAGUACUUGACCAACAUGGGCCUCACACCCGCACGCUUUACCAGGGAUGUUGGGCAGCUUGCGGUAAUGGUGCUCGUGCUACUGUGCUUGGCGUGGCUACUUCUGUUCCAAUUCACUACUGUCGCACGUUGA
Messenger RNA from Trypanosoma brucei brucei TREU927, 3477 nucleotides. Its product is annotated as ABC transporter, putative. Gene Ontology annotation, molecular function: ABC-type transporter activity; ATP hydrolysis activity; ATP binding. The record is from RefSeq and is a predicted model, not a curated record. Gene Ontology annotation, cellular component: membrane. NCBI's taxonomy places the organism in Eukaryota, Euglenozoa, Kinetoplastea, Trypanosomatida, Trypanosomatidae. The coding region runs from base 1 to 3477 and encodes 1158 amino acids. The transcript has a single exon.